Fragaria vesca subsp. vesca is the source of this 3312-nucleotide messenger RNA. RefSeq lists its product as uncharacterized. Bases 1 to 2598 code for a protein of 865 amino acids. Lineage: Eukaryota; Viridiplantae; Streptophyta; Magnoliopsida; Rosales; Rosaceae. The transcript is spliced from 5 exons. The record is from RefSeq and is a predicted model, not a curated record.
AUGGUGAGUGAAGAUGUGGAUCCUCGGCAAAAGUUGUUCUUGGAGAACUUGAGGGGAGAUGGAGGGUCAUAUGCAUUAGAGGUUGUUCAAGAGGAUGGGGUUUCGGAACUGAUAAGCUAUCAUCAAGAGGAUGGCUUGGGAAGGCGGAUUGUGAGAAGAUGCAUUUCGGAUGAAGAUGUGGAUCAUCGGUAUAAGUUGUUCAUGGAAAAUUUGAGGGAGGAUGAGAAUUCAUAUGCAUUGGAAGUUGUUCAAGAGGAUGGGGUUUUAGAACUGAUAUGGUAUCAUCAAGAUGAUGGCUUGGGAAGGUGGAUUGUGAGAAGAUGCAUUUCGGAUGCAGAUGUGGAUGCUCAGUAUAAGUUGUUCUUGGAAAAUUUGAGGGAGGAUGGAAAUUCUUAUGUAUUGGAAGUUGUUCAAGAAAAUGGGAUUUCAGAACUGAUAAGUUAUCACAACGAUGGGUUGCCAAAGCGGAGCAAGAGAAGAUGCGUUUCUACUGAAGAUGCGGAUCCUCAGUAUAAGUUGUUCUUGGAAAGUUUGAGGGGAGAUGGAAAUUCAUAUGCACUGGAGGUUGUUAGUGAGACAGGGGUUACGGAACUGAUGCGUUAUCGGCAAGACAAUGGCUUGCGGAGACGAGUGGAGAGAAGAUCUGUUUGUAAUAAAAAGUUGGAAGACCUAAUGUUUGUUGAUAAUAGUGAGAAAUCCUUGAGUUUAGUUAAGCAUGGCAAUGAUGAGAAUGAACAUUCUGGUGAUGACAAUAGUGAUAUCAUGUCUGGGGAUGAUAGUUAUAAUGAGCACGGAUUUUCAAGUGAUGACAAUAGUCAUAUCAGGUCUGUUGAAGACGGUGAUAAUGGGAAGGACCAGUCUGGUGAUAAUAGCACUGAUGUUAAGCCUGUGCAUGAUGGUGAUAGUUGGAAUGAACAGUCUAGUGAUGACAAUAGUCAUAUCAGGUCUGUUGACGAUGGUGAUAAUUGGUUCGAACAGUGUGGUGAUGAUAAUCUUGAUGUCAAGUCUGUGCAUGAUGGUGAUAAUCGGAAUGAACAGUCUAGUGAUGACAUUGUUCAUGUUAAGUCCGUUGAUGAUGAUGUUAGGGAUCCCAAGUCCAAGUUAUUUUUGGAAAAUUUGAGGGAGGAUGAAAAUAUAUAUGCACAGGAGACUUUUCAAGAAACUGGGAUUUUGGAACCGAUAAGAUAUCACCAAAACAAUGGGUUACCAGAUGAGGCCAGUUUAGUAGCUACUGAACCUACGAAGAAUUCUCGUGUGAAACAUAAGACUGAAACUGAAAACAGGUACACUCUGGAAAGUCUAAAGGAUCCCCCAAAAAGAAAGAGUUCAGUGGUGAAGCAGAAUGCAGAAUCAGCGGCUUUAGAUCCUGCUUCUGAUAUGGAAAACAGGGUUUCCAGUAAAAGGCCUUGUCUGGAGGUUCCUAAUAAUCCAGAAGAGCUCAGUUCAGAUACUCCAGAAACUUUUAGAAGCCCUCGGGUGAAAGAGAAGCCUGUAAUAGAAAAUAGCAAUAUUCUGAAACUCUUUCAGAUAUGCCGAGAGAAAAGGAGUGCAGUGGUGAAGAAAAAGGCAAAAGUGGAAAUUACGAAUCCUGUUUCUGGUAGGACAAGAGGGCAUUCAAGGAAAAGGCCUCAUUUACAGGCUCAUAACACUUCAGAAAGUUUCAGAAGUUCAUCACUGAAAGAGAAAAUGGAAACUAAAAGAACUUUGAGGCGUAUGAAGAAAGAAAAGGUAAAGAUAGAUAGACCUAACAAGUCUGCUCAUGUUUUGAAUAAAGAAGAGACCAAGGAACCGAAGACUUUGAGGAAUGAAAGAAGUGAAUCUCUACAGAGUUUAGAGGAUCUUCAAGAGAAAAAGGGUUGUAGGAUGAAGAAGAAUGUGAAAGAGGAAGGUGAAUAUCCUUAUUCGGAUAGGACAAAUGAACUUCCUAACAAAAGACCUGGUUCAGAGGUUCUUCAUUUUGCAAAAUGUGGGUACAAUGGUUUUGCCAAGUCUGACCUCAAUGGUAAUGGUGAUGAUGAGACUGAAUCUAGUCAAACAGAUGAGAGCUAUCAAGACUUUCUAAGUGAUCUGUAUGUCAUAAAUGAUGAAGAAAUCACAUAUGCACCACAAAAUGGUAGACCAGAGUCAUAUGAUGUGGAGAUAAAAGAUGAGAAUGUGGAGAGUCUAUCAGAUUCGGAUUUAAUUGUACUGGAGAGGGAUCCAAUUGACGGAUGUCGUACCCCAAUUAAGAAGGAUUCAGACAAAGACUUGGAAAGUCCCAUCAACUUUAGGGAGGGGCUUUUGAAGGAUCUUAAACGGCCUUAUGACCAAGAAGAGCUUCUCAAGCUCUUAGAAGACUGGAGUAACCAGAGGCCUGCAAGAGGUCAUGCUAAAAAUCUUCGUAGUGGAGUAAUAAAAACGUAUGCACUGAAAGGGGAAUAUGGAAAACCAUAUUCAAUUUUGUACCAAGAUCUGGCUGAAAUGAUCAAAGCAAGUGAUCGGGAUAGAAGCUUAAAUCUCUUGCGGGGAUUCUUCUACUGGUUGAAGAAUGUUGCCCAGGACAAAAGCUUUGAGCCUUGGACUGAUGCAGAAUGUUUGAAUGUGGUGCCGCAACUGUAAACAGUAGGAUUUCUUUCAUCAUUUUCACUUUGCAGUGAAAGAUAUGAUCACUGCAAAUCAGCAAAAUCAGAUUGGUGUCAAGCUAUAUGUGAAAUUUGGUAGUAAUUUGUAGUUGUGCAUCUGCUGCUGAAUCACACAUUUUAAGUAUGUGGUUUUGGAGGUUUGGGGAAGAUAUAACCUUCUGAUCUCAGUAGCUAGGUAAUGAGAACCACGACUGCUGUUGUGUUCUUGUUGGCUUAAGAAAUGAAUGGAGCAGCAACUUCAGUAUUACUAACCACUAAUGCCAUACUGGUUUUAUGGUGUGUGUUACCGUCUGUUUAAUAUCAAGGACGGAAACUUCAUUAUUUGUCUAUUUAUCAAAUGUCUACCGGUAUUUAAGUCCAUAUUCAUGAAGUGAGGUUAACGAAACAUUUUCAAGUCAUGAGUCAUGACAUGCAAGGGAAUUGGAUUAGGCUAAUCAUUCUCUUUCACUUCAAGAACUUUUACCUUUUAGCCUCAAUCAAAAUGAAACCUGUCAAAGAAAAAGGUGUCUUUGAAUCUAAUGAUUCAUUCUCAUAGCAUUGACUUGUGUAUCUUAAUGAUACUAUCCUUUGGCUCAUAUACAGAUGUUACACAUGAAUGUACAAAAGGUUUCCUUCUUCUUGGCUCCAAAAAGAAACUCAAACCUUGUCAACUAUACUUACUCCCUGAUCCAUUACAUAAACUGCUGUUCAG